Molecule: messenger RNA, 948 nt
Organism: Plasmodium vinckei vinckei
Lineage: Eukaryota; Apicomplexa; Aconoidasida; Haemosporida; Plasmodiidae
Product: 50S ribosomal protein L3, apicoplast, putative
Exons: 5
Coding region: 1-948 (315 amino acids)
Biological process (GO): translation
Cellular component (GO): ribosome
Molecular function (GO): structural constituent of ribosome
Source: RefSeq, a predicted model, not a curated record
AUGCAUUUAUAUUUCAUUUAUAAAAUCCUGAUUUUCCCCAUAAUACUCCAAUGUGUAUAUAAUUAUAAGAUUCAAAACACUUUUAAAUUUUCUGAAACAAAAUUUUUUGAUAACAAUGGGAGCAUACUAAAUAGUCAGGAUGCUGCAUAUCCAGCAAAAUGGGCAAAAAAAAGAAAUUUCCAAACUCGAAUGGUAAAAAAGUUCAUAAAUGCUAGGGUCCCAUUCGAUCCCCAAACGCAUUUAAACGACAUCCCGUAUAAAGAUGAGUUGGAUAGGAUACAAAUACGGGGUAAAAAAAUUGAAAUGCGCUCGAUUUUUUCUCCUAAUGGAAAAUUAAUACCUGCAACUUUAAUAAAAAUAAUGCCGAAUAUAAUAUAUAGGUUUCUUGAUUUUGGAAAAGUUGGAAUUGCUUAUGGAAAACCAUUGAAUGAAAGCAGAUGGAUACUAAAACCCGAAAUAGGGCAAAUAUCUAAAAUCAAUUCAAAUUUAAAAAAUACUUGUAGCUUAACAUUAACCCCACCUCAAAAUUUUGUACUAGGCCAAAUCAUAGAUGUUUCAUAUUUAUAUAAUUAUAAAUAUGUAAAUGUUAGGGGAUUAUCAAAAGGAAAAGGGUUUUCAGGGGUUAUCAAAAGAUGGGGAUUUCAUAGAGGCCCAAUGACGCAUGGAAGUGGACAUCAUCGAAAGCCAGGAUCAAUCGGUGCGUCAACACACAUUGGAAGAGUUUUGAAAGGAAAGAAAAUGCCAGGAAAAGAUGGAAAUAAAUUUAGGACUAUGAUUAAUCUAAAAUUAUUGGGAUUAAAUUUAGAAAGAAAUGAAAUAUUAGUAAGUGGUUGUAUACCUGGAAAUAGAAAUUCGGAUGUAACAGUAACAGCAACACGAGACAACAAAAUUAAUAAAUAUAAAUAUAUUUUAGAUAUGUUAUAUGAACAGGAAAAAAAUAUUAAAUAA